This is a messenger RNA of Seminavis robusta, 2516 nucleotides long. Lineage: Eukaryota; Bacillariophyta; Bacillariophyceae; Naviculales; Naviculaceae. The record is from the annotation of a GenBank genome assembly.
AUGCCAUCCUCUCUACAGACCCCUCUAUUAGCCGAUUCAGAUCAUGAUGCUGCCUUGGGCGGUCCUCCUCAAGUGGAAGAAGAAUCGGCUCUGUCCCGACUGAUUGCCGAAUCAACGCCCCCGUCCGCCCUGUUACCCGUAGACGAAUCAGAACAAUCCGAAAUAGCGACACCCUAUCGACGAGCCUCGGGGACCACCAUACUGGCGGGCACGUUGGUCUGUCUAAUGUGGGGAUUCAUCUGGGGCGCCUUUUUCUCGGCCAAAGACGGUUGGCUGAACACGCAUCUUCAAAUCAAUAUUGGCUGGAUUUCCAAAUACCUGCCCGUGGUCACCAAACACACGGAUGUGGUCAUUGUCAAGACGACCGUCUUUAGCAUGGCAUCCAAUUUAGGAGAUGACAAGAGUUAUGCCAGUGAAGCGGCGCUAUGGUUCUGCAGUGUCGUGCUUCCCUGUGUCUUUAUGAUUGUCUGUCCCAUUUGGAUCCUCUCGGAUUUUUCGGAACCCCCGCGACGCUAUGGCGCCAAUGGCUUUGUACGACCGAAUCGAUUGUGGCUCGAAUUGUCCAUUCGACUCAGUUGGCUCGUCAUGUUCAUUCUCUUGGCACUGGAUGUGGCCAUUGGAGGACUGGAAUUGACAUGGGAUGAAACCGAUAUACAGGUACACAACGAACUAAAAGGGGGAUACCUCUCCUAUCUACUGGGCUGCACGUGUGCCACACUGGCGGUGGUCGUCCUACGAUUGCCCUAUCUCGAACAUUUACAAAUUUGGGGUUGUGCCGACAACCACCAUCACAACAACAACAAGCCACAACAAGAACCACCACAAUUGGUAGCACCCGAGUUGGAACCUCCUCCGCCACAAGCCCUGCGAGCGCCACCCCUCCAUGCCUUUCGCAUGGGAUUUUUGUCGUCCAAUGAUUUGAGUGACACGGAACGUGCAGAUAACACGACUACUGCUACCGAUUUAUUUCAACAAACACCAUUUACUACUCGCGUCCAACCCUGGAAGAGUUUGGUGGCCUUUCAAUUGGGCAUUUUGGCACUCCUCUUGUGGAUUCCUGCCAUGGCAUUGCCCACCUUUCGAGUUCUCUACGAUGGCAUGGUGGUACAACUCGUCAAAACCAAAGCCUUCAAUACGUACAUUUGGCAGCUACCACUCGUGGUAUGGCGCACCGGAGUUAAGGCUGGUACUGAUAUGUGGAUGCUCGUCUUGACGUUUGGGAUUUUAUUGACAGUUGCCUUUGUGAUACCCGUGAUGGCCCAUGCGGUGGCGUCCAUGAUUUGGUGGCAAACACAUGGACAACAAGCGACAACUACCCGCGCCAACAAACUACGAGAUAUUCUCAAGUUGCUGCAUCCCGCAAUGUGCCAGUUCCCAUGCGCAUUGGCCAUGUUGGUCACGGUGGGGAGCUUUGAUGAUGUGGGGGAAAAUAUUGAUGGAUUCAUCUGCGUGCAGAUUGAGAACGUUGUGGAAAAUCAAUGUCUGGUGUCCGGAGGCGUCAUUCUGUCGGGAUGCUGGUUUCUGGUGGCACAGGCGGUGGCACUGGAGGCAUUUGUGUAUCUGACACUGCUAUGGACGGCACCCAAACGACAGAACAUUACGGUGUGAGAAGUUGAGUGGAGAAAAGGAAAACUAUAGUCUCAAGGGAAGGAAGAACGAGGCUGACUUGAUGAAUCUUCUCUGAAUGAUUUCACGAACAACUAUAUUCUCAACGAAGGGAGAACGAGGCAGACUUUAUUCUUCUCCGUAUGAUUUCAUGAAAGAACGCAUGAUUGAUUGAAUGAUUCUAUUCAAUCUGUUUCGGCGCUGAAAGGCCGCAUGGCGUGGCUGGAGCACACGAAUUUCAUACUGUGCUUCCUGUUCAUCUCAAAUAUAGAGGUGUGCACCACAAUGGCAACGUCGCAUAAAAUAUUUACUAUAAUUCUCGACAAUUAACUGAACAUGGAUCCAAGAAAGAGGCCUGUGAGAAAUGUGACAAACCCAACUACUGUUUGUCUCUUCAGCUGCAGGGCACCGCUUGAUUGUAUAGGUUGGUAGCCAUUGCCAUUGCUCGACGAACCUCCCCCGUUGCUGCUUUGGCUGGUCUCUGUUGCAAUAUCAGCAGCCAAGCUAGUCCCAGGUUCAAAACCCUUGGGGCAUGUCAUCAGCUCGCUAUUGUAGCAUGCGUACUGACCUGCGGAGAGACCGCCAGAAGCCAAGCUAGUAUAUUCUCUGGACGAGACGUCCACUGUGGCGCAAGGGGUUUGGGAGUAUAGGGGCUGGACGUCCUUGAGGUCUUCAUUGAUUUGAUUCAACACGGCCGCCGCUCUUCUGUAGGAGAAACCUCCCUCAUUGAAGUGAAAGUACGAGUACUGGUCCUGCUCGAUGGUCUUUUCUGGCAGAAAGCCAAGGACUUGUUCCUUGCUGUCUUCAAUGUAGGCGAACGUGCGAGUGUCAAAGAGGAAACAAUCCGUUGGUAGCGCUGGGGUCAAGGUUUCGCAUCCACUGGGUUGGCCUCCGCAUUCUGGGUACCAAUC